CUGUUCCAACCCCCGGGCCGUGUGCCAUGGGGGAAGCUUCAGAAAGUGGCAAGGAGCAGAACGAGGUUGUCGAUGUUGAAGUCAUCACUUUGGGGAAGAGAUUCAAAGUCAGCGAUGUGCCGAUUUCCAUGUUGGGGCGCGAUUUGCGCCGGAUGAUUUGUGCACGGCUUCCAGGGAAGAGCGGUGCACAUGUGGUGGUGCAACAUGGAUCAUCUCCAUUGUCACUGAACCAAAGCCUGGUGCAACAAGGAAUUGUUGAGGGCUGUGUAUCCCUGAGCUGUGUGUAUCUUCCAGUGAAUAUCGCUGCUGCUUGGCGCUUUCUCAAGGGAUACCAGGUGGACGAGGAGGAGUUUUCCUUGCAUGGAGUGACGCAACUUGAAGGAAUCCAAUCUGGAGAUCAGCUAAUGAGAUUACCAAACACUUUGAAAAGAUUGGCUUUCGCAGAUGGUUUUGCUGACAACUUGGAUCUAGAUAUCUUACCAAGCAGUCUGCAAAGCUUGACUCUUCCCGAUGAGUUUGAUCAGAGCUUGGAUCAUGUUAAUCUGCCCAUUGGCCUUCGAAACUUGACCUUCGGCCAACUGUUCAACCACAGAAUAGAUCACUUGACCUUGCCGUCCAGCCUUCAAAACUUGACGUUUGGAUGGAAAUUCAAUCAGAGCUUGGAUCAUGUAGAGUUCCCAGUUGCACUCCAGCGCUUGUGCCUAAGGGGUGACUUUAAUCAGAGUAUGGACCAAGUGAAGUUGCCUGGUUCCUUACUGAGCCUGCACUUCAGUCCCAUGUUCAACCACAGCAUGGAUCGCGUGAACUUGCCAACUGGUCUUCAAAGUUUGACCUUUGGCACCAGAUUCAAUCAAAGCCUGGAGCCUGAACAUUUGCCGAGCAGUCUCCAGAAUUUGACCUUGGGCGGGAGGUUUGACGAGACCUUGGAUCAGCUCAGGCUACCAGCGUCCCUCCAAAGUUUAACCUUUGGUGCUGAGUUCAACCAUCCUAUUGAGUCCAAGCUGCCAAGACUGCAGAGCCUAAAUUUUGGUGAUGCCUUUGACCAACACUUGGAGCUUGGGAAUUUGCCAUCCAGCCUCAAGAGCUUGAGCUUUGGCGAUGAGUUCAACCAGCCAUUGGACCCAGGAGUUUUGCCCAAUAGCCUGCAACAUUUGGCCUUUGGCAAAGAGUUUAACCAACCCAUGGAGCGGGUGAAUUUACCUUCCGAACUCCAAAGUUUGGUCUUUGGUGAUAGAUUUAACCAAGCAGUGUCUAAAGUGCAGUGGCCCAGUGGCCUGAAAACUUUGACCUUUGGGAGCCGCUUCAAUCAACAGCUGUCUCAGUUGCCACAAGGCCUGCAGUCUUUGACUUUUGGAAAUAUGUUCAAUCGCAGAUUGGAUCAGAUUCAGCUGCCCGAUAGCCUUGAGACUUUGAUCUUGGGUACCCUGCACAACAUCGUCAUGGAGAGGGUGGCGUUGCCCACUGGUCUGCGUCAUCUAUCCUUUGGCCAUGGCUUCACUCGAAAGUUGGAUGGAGUGAAGCUGCCCCAAGGACCGCCCAACGGGGCUAUCAGCGGCAUACCAGUGGCUACCAGGGCUGUCGCAGUCAGUUUUCUUUCAGGAUGAUGGGGAUGGUUUUUGUGUCCAAGGGUAACCCCUGACAUACCCAUCAUCCAGGACUGCAGAGUCUCUCCUUUGGAGCCCUCUUCGUUCAUUUGGGGACAGUGAAUCUGCCAAAUGAUCUCCAGGUUUUAUCCCUGGAUGCCGAUUGCAGCGAGAUCUUGUGCCGCGGAAUCCCCCUACCCAACUUGAAGCGAUUGAAUCUGGCCUUCCCUUGGUUCACUGGCGACCUGAGUCAAAUCGAUUUGCCGAUCCAUCUACACGAACUCCUUUGUGAAGGUCUCUUUGUGAGCUGCGUCGAGCCUUGAUGGGCCUCGCUGUGUGCGAGCAAAAUGGGAAGACCGGGAAGACCUUGCUAAUGGUUGGAAGAUGUUGGAAGAUGCUUCUGAACGCAGGAUUCGUAAUUCUUCGGGGUUCAUCCUUUGUUCGGAAGGUGUAGCCAACUCUUAAAACCGCCAAUGGCUCUGAUGCCCAAGCAUAACUGGAAAA
Messenger RNA from Cladocopium goreaui, 2087 nucleotides. NCBI's taxonomy places the organism in Eukaryota, Dinophyceae, Suessiales, Symbiodiniaceae. The record is from the annotation of a GenBank genome assembly.